CUUUGAAUUCCGAAUUCCUCACCGAAAAGGGACCCUUGGGCGAGUCAGCCGCCGGUGGGCCGGCCCCGGUGACAGGCCGUCUUUUUCUCAUCGUCCACAGGGCCCGGGCCGAGCCCGUGCGCCUUCAAGUUGGCGCCGAAAUAUGAGUUUUCCACUCCCCUCAUCCCCACUCGCUCAGUGGGUGGGCACCAGGAGAUUGUCUUUCUUCAUUGGGAGUGGUACGGAGGGGGGGUAAACAGACCAGAACACGAAUGCACUUCUCCAUGUAUUAUCUGUGUCAGUGGUGCUUCUUUUUCUGCUUCCGAAGAUGUGGCUAUUGUUGUUGAGGUGCCGGUCUGCCAUAAAGCCGGAGGAGACCAAUGCGCUGCGUGGCGCCUUCUCGUCAAUCUACAGUUCGGCCAAAUGGGGGAGGAACAAGGACGGGAAGGGGCACAGCGGCGCGGGCAGCACCGAGGAGGCAACAGACAACUUUCGCCUGUUGCUGGAGGACUUUCUGCGACAGCGAAACAUCAGGUCUGUCGUUGAUGCGGGAUGCGGCGACUGGUACAACAGAGACAGACAGACAGACAGACAGAGCACAGAGCCCCGCCCGCCAUGCACGUCUAUGUGCAUUGCAUUGCAGGGAGUGGACACAGUUUGUGGAUUGGCGUCCCGUAGAGGAAUACACAGGUGUGGAUGUGGUGCCGUCCGUCAUUGCUCGCAAUCAGGACUUGUAUAGCAGCCACAACAGGACUUUCCACGCGAGGAGCAUCUUGAAAAGGGACAACCUGCCUCCUGCAGACGUGAAGAACCGACAGAAGAAGACCAAUUACCACACAUAACCUCUCUUUCCGGCUUCAUUCUGUUGCAGCUGUUGAUGUCCAAGGAUGUGUUGCAGCACCUGCCUACACCGAUGGUACACCAAUUCAUUGCGAACCACCUCAGUGCUCACGACGGCCGAUACAAGUACAAGUAUGCCCUCUUGACUAACGAUAGAUGCAACGUGACAAGAUUGCAUCGCCGCUGCGUGGACAAUCGGGACCUGGGCCAGCCAGGCGGCUGGCGCGAGGUGAAUCUGGCUCUCCCGCCCUUCUCUCUGCCGGCGUUUGACUUCUAUCGGUGGCCUCACCAUUGGUGGGAUGACAACGAAAGGGAGAAGGUCACGGUGCUGAUGGACUUCACUAGGGUAUAGACGUGCCCGAAAAACUAGGAGACAGCUGAGUAGUGCCACAACAUGUAGCGUCCAAUACCGUCAGCGAAUAUUGCCGCCGAUGUCGAGGACACGAAAUGCGGCUGGCAAGUGGAGACAUAAUAUAUGACCCACCCGUUCAUAGUUGGGCUUCGGAAGGUAUGACUCUUUCGGCGUGUGGGCGCUGCCUCUGAAGUGGCUUCUUGUGCCAACUGCCCCCUUCACGACACUCAACGAUGCUGUGCUUCGGACCUUCAGCGUCAGCCUCAGAGUCAGCCGGCAAAGCUCGAAAACUCAGAGUCAGCCCUGAAACUGGACUGUCAGGGGUGUGAUUGAUUGAAGGCUUAAUUUGAAGCUGCAGGAGGCGAAUUGCCCAAGGUCUUUUCCUUUGAAUAUGCACCAAGCUGGUGGCAGCAAAUAUUGGACUCUCGUCGUGCGGCUGUUGCUUUGAAUAUGCCCUCGUACUCAUAAUCAUCAGAAUGAUGAAAAAGCGAGUGAUCUGCUUGCGUUCCAUGAGGCAACGCCGAACUGCAAGGGACCAACGGCAAUUGCUGGAGAUGAGUCAUCUUCUCUUCCUCUCACCGAACACGUGCAGAUACUGGCCAUCACACUCAGAAUCAAAAGAGGACGCGCCGUAAAAG
This is a messenger RNA of Vitrella brassicaformis, 1809 nucleotides long. NCBI's taxonomy places the organism in Eukaryota, Vitrellaceae. The record is from the annotation of a GenBank genome assembly.